Molecule: messenger RNA, 1471 nt
Organism: Penicillium brasilianum
Lineage: Eukaryota; Fungi; Ascomycota; Eurotiomycetes; Eurotiales; Aspergillaceae
Source: the annotation of a GenBank genome assembly
GAUGAACAUCAUCACCAUCGAACAUGCUGGGAAACGAUAGCAUUGAUAUCCUGGGCAGCAGCCCCUUUCUGCACAAGUUGUAUACCCAAUUGUGCAUUAUCUUUGCUACAUCCGAGCCAUCAUCCGAUAUUAUCGAUACCCUAAGAGAUGGACUUGACAGACUCGCAGAAGGGUUCCCAUGGCUUGCUGGAACAGUCAUUAACGAAGGCGCCACUGAAGGCGUCACGGGUACUUACCGAAUUUUACCCUCGAACGAAAAGAUUCCUCUGGUUGCGAAGGACCUUCGUGGUGACGAGUCUGCACCGACCCUGGAGGGUCUUCGACAAUCGAAUUACCCCUUCAGCAUGCUCGACGAGAAGAUUAUUGCUCCGUGUUUGACUCUCAAUCUUCCUGGCAAUACCAUUGGGUUAGCUGCAACAUCAGCGCCCGUCCUUGCCGUACAGGCGACCUUCAUCACUGGCGGCCUCAUGCUAACGGUGGUGGGCCAACACAAUGUCAUGGAUAUGACGGGGCAAGGACACAUUAUCGACCUGCUCUCCAAGGCUUGUCACAAUCAGCCAUUCACUGCCGAGGAGCUUUCCAUUGGUAAUAUGGAUAGGAGCAAGACUAUCACCCUUUUGGAGGACCCAUUUGACCCUGCCGUGGAGCUCAAGCAUCAGUUGGUGAAACCACCCUCACCUGACAAGAAGAUUGGCGACACCACAACUCCACCGCCGUCUUCUUGGGCCUACGUGACCUUCUCAGCCAGCUCUCUGGAGGCUCUCAAAACACAAGCAACCCAGACCGAACAUUCUUCAAGGGCCUUCGUCUCGACCGAUGACGCGGUAUGCGCUUUCAUUUGGAAAUGCACAGCUCGGGCACGUCUGCACCGCCUCGACCCCGGUUCUGAAUCUGCCUUUGCACGAGCAGUUGACCUUCGUCAACGUAUGGGCAUUCCUAGAACGUAUUUGGGUAUGUUUCAGAAUAUGGCAUACAACAAAGACAGUCUGCAACAUCUAGCGGAGCAACCAUUGGGGGCAAUCGCAUCUCAGCUUCGCCGAAAGCUGGAUCCUACUGUCGUCGACUUGGCCUAUAACACCCGCGCUCUAGCUACAUUCCAAGUCCGGUCGGCAGACAAGACAAAAACUUCUGCUACAGCAUGUGUGGAUUCUUCAUCUGGCAUUAUGUUGAGCUCGUGGGCUAAGAUCAACACCUUUGAGCUUGACUUUAAUUUGGGGCUUGGCAAACCAGAGGCUGUUCGCCGGCCAGCCUUUGUUCCAGUCGAGUCUCUGAUUUAUAUAAUGCCCAAGUCACCGAAUGGAGAGAUGGCCGUUGGAAUCUGUCUGAGAGAUGCGGAUUGGGAGAGAUUGAAAGCUGACGAGGAGUGGGCGAAGUACGCCGCUUAUGUAGGCUGAUCAUAUGUUUUUCUCAUGAAUGACAACUAGACAUGUCCUUAGCAAAUAUAGAAUUUUGACAUUUGUUCAUAAGUGAU